CUUAAAAUAUUUAAGGCCAGAAUCGGCUGAGUCCAGACCAAAGGAAGAACACUCCUCACAUAAUCACCUCACCUUGUGCUGUCAUACGCUGAAGAGCUAGCAUGGCUUCCUUCACAUUGUCAACAUUCCUCGGUGUUGCUGUUCUCUCUAGCAUGGUUUUGGAAUCUCACGGCGUUGGGAUAGAAUUGUUACAGGGUUCCUGCCCUGAUGGUUGGUUUUACCACAAUAGCCGCUGCUUCCGGCACUUUUCUGAUAAGAAGACUUGGAUCGAUGCAGAGGUAAACUGUAUUAAUCUUGGGGGAAACCUGGCCUCAGUGCACAGUGAAGAUGAGCAUCAGUUUCUUCAACAGCUCCAUUUGGCUUUUGACCGUGUUGAAAACGAAUACUGGAUCGGAAUGUCAGACCUGUACAAGGACAAUGGAUGGUUUUGGACCGAUGGUACAAAUCCACGUGACUUUUCAAAGUGGAAUCCCAGAGAGCCCAACCACACAGACAAUACAGAGCACUGUGUGAACGCCAACUAUGGAGGCUUGAAAGGCUGGAAUGACAUUUUAUGUACCAGAACGUUUGCAUCCAUCUGUGCCAAGCGACUGAAUGACCUUCAGUACCAAGCUGAACCAACUCCGUGAUGAAGCUGCUUUGCAUUUCUUUUAAUAAAGUUCUGAGCA
Molecule: messenger RNA, 668 nt
Organism: Anguilla anguilla (European eel)
Lineage: Eukaryota; Metazoa; Chordata; Actinopteri; Anguilliformes; Anguillidae
Product: lactose-binding lectin l-2-like
Exons: 6
Coding region: 102-629 (175 amino acids)
Source: RefSeq, a predicted model, not a curated record